UUCCUCCAAUAGGGCAGUGGAGGGAGGAUCGGGGUGGUACGUCAAGUGCAUAAGUAUUAGCACACACAUCUGGACACGCUCACCCUGGAAAACAAGGACUGUAGAACUCUCCCAAAUCUGCAGAGGAAAGGAAAUCGCUAGUCUGCCACCCAUUCUCCAUCAGUGCUGUCACCGUAGUCCACAGCAUCUACUGACCUCCCUCCUUGUGUGGACAUCAUGAUCAAAUCCUUAAAGCAGACGUUCCUGUCCCAAGACCUGGAGUCACCCAAGUGGAGUCCAGUGGAGACUGUGGUGCCCGGUUGUGACCUGCGGAUGUAUGAGGCCAGCACAUGGGUCAGCACCGUGAUUAAAGGAGGGAGCCAGAAGGAGGCAAUGCGGCAGGGCUUCCAGAAACUCUUCCGCUACAUCCAAGGGAAGAAUGAAAAAGAGGCCAAGAUCGAGAUGACUGCACCAGUGACGUGUCUGGUUCAACCUGGCAAUGCCGAGUACAAGAUCUCCUUCUUCUUGCCAUUUAAGCAUCAAAACUUACCCUUAGAGCCAAUUGAUCCGGAUGUGUUUCUUGAGCAGAGAAAAGGAGCAGCCAUCUUUGUCAGGUCAUUUGGAGGAUUUGCCUCUAUGGAGAAAUUCAGCAAAGAAGCUCAAGCUCUAGCAGAAACCUUGCAGAGGGAAGGCCAGUCAUUCCAUCCCGAUUUCUACUAUACUGCUAGCUACAACAGCCCUUUCACACUUUUCAACAGGCACAACGAAGUGUGGUAUUUCAAGAAGGAAGAGGGAGAAGGGUUAUGGUUUCAGAUGGCAAAGGAUUCCUUGUUGAAAAAAAUUGGGCAACUACUGUAGUCAAGAAACCUGGGCUCCAGUCUCUUCCUUGAACUACCCUGGGACGUUUGGAUGUGGACUUCUCAAUGCUUAGCCUGCAGUGGCUUUAAGCAGGUACUCCCUUCAAAUUCAUGGAUGAGUUUUGAAAGCUGUUCUGCCUGAACCCAGCAAACCUUGUUAUUGCUCCUUCCUGAGGGGAGGAAUGUGGAAGUUGUUGCAUUCGAUGACCAGAGUGAUUGAAGGUGAAGCUAGGGUGUGGUUCAUGAAUGAAACCUAGCAGACUGAUAUGACCUUAAUAAGAAACCACGUGAGCUGAAAAUGUUGUACAAUGUAAUGGCUCAGUAACUGAAUAGAUGUGCUGAAGUUUCGUUUAAGGCACUAACAUCCCCUUAACCAAUUUUUUCCUCUAAGGCAUUAAAUUGAGAUUCAACAAUU
Molecule: messenger RNA, 1251 nt
Organism: Tachyglossus aculeatus (Australian echidna)
Lineage: Eukaryota; Metazoa; Chordata; Mammalia; Monotremata; Tachyglossidae
Product: heme-binding protein 2-like
Exons: 6
Coding region: 217-837 (206 amino acids)
Cellular component (GO): cytoplasm
Source: RefSeq, a predicted model, not a curated record